Molecule: messenger RNA, 1507 nt
Organism: Salvia miltiorrhiza (redroot sage)
Lineage: Eukaryota; Viridiplantae; Streptophyta; Magnoliopsida; Lamiales; Lamiaceae
Exons: 6
Coding region: 1-1290 (429 amino acids)
Source: RefSeq, a predicted model, not a curated record
AUGUAUUUGUUUGUUUGGUUGAUGGAUAGUGGAGGUUAUGCUGUCGAAAUUUCGUUAGAUUCAAGUAACAUGUCUCAGCGUAGAAGUUUAUUUUCGUUUGGUCGAUUUGGUCGGUCUGAUCGGGAUGAGCAGCCGACUGAUGACACAUCUGAUGGGUCCGGUACAGGGAUUUCUGCGACUCCUGAGACUCCCCAGGCCUCUAGUAGUUCACGGGCUAGACGGCCCAGAGGCCCUACAGCUGCCGCCAUCACCAUCAGGGACAGCUCGACUAAGAAAGCACAUGGGAGGAUUGUCUUUCAGAGGAUGCCUAAUGGUGCUUUGAUGGAGCCAGUGGGCCUGGCCAAAGCCUGCACUAAAGCAUUUAAGAGGGUGGAUAACCCAGGUGGGUACACUUGGAGGUUGACUCCCCCGGCUGUGAAGGAUUCGUACUAUGCUGAAUUACAGAAAGAGUUUGCUUGGUCGCCUGAGGACGAGCUAUUGGUCAUGGCGAUGUGGGAACAGAAAGCCAGCAAGAGGUACAGUGACAUGAUGAGUGACUACAAGAGGAAGCUCAAGGCUAGUACCGAUAAAGGUCGGGAGAUGGAUAGACCCCUCUGGAUGUCUGCCGAAUUCUGGACAGGACUCCAGGCAUACUGGAGUCAGGAGGCUGUUCAGGCCGUUUCCCAGCGAGCACGUGCGAACCGGAUGUCUGAGCCCGAUGGACCCGGUACAGGGAUCAGCAGGCACGUGGGAGGGUCUCAGUCCACUCGUAUCCUGCAGCAGAGUCUGAGCUUGGAGACUGGACUCCCCCCGGCUGCACAGAACUAUAGCACCUUCCUCCGCCUCCACAUGCGCGAGGAUGGAACUUUUCUGUCACCGAGGGAUGAGAGACUAGAUGCGGAGAUUCAUCGCAUUGCUGUUGAGACUGGGCGAGAGGACCGGCUGCCUGAGAUCUACUUGGAGGUCGUACGGCCUGACAGGUCCCGACUCUACGGCACUGGAAGUGCCGGUAGGAGCCAGGUUAGUAGGGGGUCUUCUCAAAGCAUAGGCACUUCCAUGAUGUCUCAGCAGCUGUAUGAGACACGGAUCUCCCCGCUGGAAGAGCGCCUUCAGGCCGAACAAGCAGCACGUGAGGCCGAACGAGAAGCUUCUCGAGCAGAACGUGAGGCCCUCGAGCAGCGUAUGGCUCAAUUCGAGGAGUUCAUGAGGCGGUCGGGUCUAGGGAUGGCAAUCUACCCGUGGGCAACGGAUAUCCGCGAAAACCCGAACCUAUUAGGGUGGGUUUGGAUACCAUUUGAUAUCCACGGAUAGUUUCGUGGUUGCAAUUCACUAUCCAUUUAGUUUGUGGAUAUGGAUUUAGAUACUUACUAUUCAUACCCGCGAAACUCGUUUACCCGCGAAAAAUACCCGCCAAUUACCCGUCAAAUAUCCACAAAAAAUUCCAUAAAAUAUGGGCUUUGAAUAUAUAUUUUGAGAUUAUGAGCUAUCAUAUUAUAUCUUAAAAUAGGUCCAACCAGAAACUGAACUA